CCUUAAUCCUCCUCUCCCUCCAUCCCCAAAAAUGUCGCAGAUCACUAUCCCCCUGUUUCCCCUCCUCACCAUCGCCCUGAUCUCACUCCUCCCUCUUUCCCGUUCAGCCAACUUUGAGAUAAGGAACCAGUGCUCCUACACCGUAUGGGCCGCUGCCGUCCCUGGCGGUGGCCAGCAGCUCAACCCCGGCCAGUCCUGGAACCUCUUUGUCAACCCCGGCACCAAGAUGGCACGCGUAUGGGCCCGCACCGGCUGCAACUUCGACGCCAGCGGCCGCGGCGGCUGCCAAACCGGCGACUGUGGUGGCGUUUUGGCCUGCCAGGCCUUCGGGCGGCCGCCCAACACCCUGGCCGAGUAUGCGCUGAACCAGUUCAACAACCUCGACUUCUUUGACAUCUCGCUGAUAGACGGGUUCAACGUCCCCAUGGCGUUCAACCCCGUCAGCGGCAGCUGCCGAGGGAUCACCUGCAACGCCGACAUCCUCGGGCAGUGCCCCAACGAGCUCCGGGUGCCCGGCGGCUGCAACAACGCCUGCACCACCUUCAAGCAAGACCAGUACUGCUGCACCGGAUCGGCGGCCAACAACUGCGGCCCGACCAACUACUCAAAGUUCUUCAAGGACAGAUGCCCUACCUCUUACAGCUACCCCAAGGACGAUGCAACCAGCACUUUCACCUGCUCUAACACUGACUACCGAGUCAUCUUUUGCCCUUAAAAUAAACGGAUCAUGGUAAAUAAAAGCUGCAUGGCAGCUCCACUGUGACCUUGGUUUGGAAGCCAGUGUACAAUUAUCUAUUUCAAUAAGAAGAGCGCGCUGCUUUACUUUUAUGUACUUGUAAUUGAUUUCAUAGACUGCUUAAAAAUCUGUGCUAGCUUGGAUUCCUAGAACAAAGCAUGUAGCAAGCAGCAUGGGCUUGCUAGUUAAUGACCGUUUGAAUAAAGGAUCAGCUUCUUUGUCUCG
Molecule: messenger RNA, 961 nt
Organism: Nymphaea colorata (pocket water lily)
Lineage: Eukaryota; Viridiplantae; Streptophyta; Magnoliopsida; Nymphaeales; Nymphaeaceae
Product: protein P21-like
Exons: 1
Coding region: 32-715 (227 amino acids)
Biological process (GO): defense response
Cellular component (GO): extracellular region
Source: RefSeq, a predicted model, not a curated record